ACAAUCUUCUCAAGCCUCCUAUAUAAAUAGGUACCCUCUCCUACAUAAAAACCCAACUAUACCAUUUUGUAUUCAAAUUCUUGACAUAAAAACAAACACAAAAUGGUUUGCUUCUGUUUUCUGGUUGAUCAGACAAGAAAGGUGAGGAGAUGUAAACCAGCUGCCGGCAUAUGCUCCCGGUGCGGCGGCGGCGCUAGCGUUGCCGACAUGAAGACUGCAACGAGGUUCUGCUAUGUACCAUUUUAUGUGAAGACUUGGAGAGCCAUCAUGUGUACUUUCUGUGGCGCUAUUCUAAGGUCAUAUCGAUGAAAUCCUAAUUUUCUAGAAAUAAUAUCUAUGGUGCACGGAUCUUACCGUCUAACCGUUAGUACUCCGCAUCUUGACAGAGUUUUUAACAGCUAUGUUACUACUAUUUGUUUGUUUUAGACUUUAGUCCAUUUUCUUCAUUCUUUU
Olea europaea var. sylvestris is the source of this 453-nucleotide messenger RNA. RefSeq lists its product as uncharacterized. Lineage: Eukaryota; Viridiplantae; Streptophyta; Magnoliopsida; Lamiales; Oleaceae. The coding region runs from base 103 to 309 and encodes 68 amino acids. The transcript has a single exon. The record is from RefSeq and is a predicted model, not a curated record.